Molecule: messenger RNA, 4428 nt
Organism: Durotheca rogersii
Lineage: Eukaryota; Fungi; Ascomycota; Sordariomycetes; Xylariales; Xylariaceae
Exons: 3
Coding region: 487-4134 (1215 amino acids)
Biological process (GO): chromatin remodeling
Molecular function (GO): protein binding; histone methyltransferase activity
Source: RefSeq, a predicted model, not a curated record
AAGGCCGUCUCAUAUCGCGUCGUCUCGUCUCAUCUCAUCAACCAACGCGUCACUCCCGCUCCAGAGCCUGCAACUCUCCAAUCCAAGACAGGUGAUGGCUACGAGAUACGCCUGGCCACCCUAUUGAUCCAUCUCAGGAGACCCCUUUCCUUUUCCGCAGUUGGACGGGCGAUCGGCUUAAGGACAGAGGCUCAGCGGCUACUCUGAAACUCCCCAUCCACGCCCUCCUCGCAAGGCCGAUCGAGGCCCCAAUUCCUACCACGAGACGUGGACUACGGAGCCAGCCGGCUCUCCUUCUCUUUACGCCCGGAAAGCUCCAGUUCCGAUUAAUCGACGCCGGCGGUAGACGAUGACUGAAAACGUCAUCUGGCUUGCUAGGUCUUGAGGAGACUCGGGGGAUCCUAGCUUGGCGUCAGCACCGUAGGCCUGCCCAUUUCGAAGCAUAGAAGGUGUAUCUCCUUAGAGCAGGCGCCCGGGCUUUUCAAGAUGACCAGGGAACCCCUCGACAUCGCAGCCGUUAUAUCCGACUCGGACGGUCCUGAUGCCGCCGUCCGUACGCCUCAGAGAGUCAGGCAAUCCCAGCCGCAUUCCCUACCCGGGUCCCGUACCCGUAAGCCUGCCAGCCCGCCGCCUCCGGCCCGGCGGGCGGUAUCGUCUACACUAGAUAAUUCCACCCCGAUCCCGGCUGCCACCCCCACUCGACCUGCUAGGGGGUCUGCAUCCAAACCCGGCGGCCACGACGAGACAACAGCAUCGCUGUCUGUCAGGUCGACCGGCGGUCCCCGGAAUGCGCAUGAUACCACGCCCUCGUCGGCUCACCACCACCCGCCCGCCAGUCAGAGGACGCCUAAGAAUCAGACGCCGAGAAAGGUGGACUGGACCACCGACAAGAUCGAAGAGGCUUUACGAAAGUAUGCAGUGGAUAUCGGCACGGACGGGGCUCAGCUUACUGCUCGCCUCAUCCAUAUGGCGUGGAAGAACGAGGCUCCCCAGCAGCGCUUUACUUGCAAGAAAGACUGGUUUGCCAAUAUGAAGUGUGUCCCGGUAGAAGGGACUCAGAGAUCCUCCGACACCAUGCGAAUCAAGACCAAGCAAGUUGGCCAAGGGAGAUCUGGAAAGCAGGAAAAACGGGAACACUAUCAGGUCAUCUGCAUCAAGACCAAUACCGACACCGUCCCUCCUUACAGCUUUCACCAUGUCGAGAUCAAGAAGAAUAUCCUCUCUCCGAAUACUAUGCUGACAUACGUUCCACACCUGCGAGAUCUGGCUGACAACGAAGAGGGCAUCUACCGUCGGUGGCUCGAAAAUCUGGAGAACAUGGACAAAACCUCCGGAUUUGCCACGCUGAGUAGGCAGCAGAAAGUCACCAAAACUAUUCAGAAAGAGCGCGCCACCACUCUCUUGCUAUAUCUCGACUCCUGGCUCGACAGUUUGUCCAUUGAGAACUGCACCAAAACCACGCUCAUCCGCUACAUGGCAAAUCAGGGCGACAAUGUAACACCCCAGCAAAAGUCGAGUAUUCUUAACUCGUACAGCGAUGAGGCCAGCUCCCCACGGUCGGUUAAGGCUGUACGGAUGUUCACGGACGCCUUCGACCGAGUAUUUAACUCGCCGAAUUUACGGGAACGCGCCGUACCUCUCCGCGAUGUCCUCCUACUGGAUAAGUCCAUCGAUGUAAUUGCCGACUCGAAGAAGUGGAUGAAGGAAACUCCUAGUCAAUCAAAAGUCACAGACGAACCGACGACGGUCGAGUCUUUCUUAGAAACCUACGCAUUGCUCGGCUGCCUAGUCUGCACGAGCCAUUCGUGCGAGCACGGCGAGUACGGAGUGGACAACGAGCGGAAACGAUUUUCCGUCGAAGUGAUCGGAGGGUUGUCGCCCAUGAUCCGGCAGCAACUCACAAAGAAAAACGGAAAGGGUGAGGAAAGUCCGACAGCGCGCAGGGCGAGGAAGCCCUGCGGCGAGGACUGCUAUCUGAACGGGCGGCCGGGAACGCGUGCCCGUGUAUGGAAUGAAACCGAGGUAAUGCUCCUGAAAGCGUUUUUUUCCACGCUGAGCAGCUCGAGCAUCCCGGUGCAAUGUGCUACCGCAGUAGCCACCGGCAGACCCUGCUGGGACGUCAGCCGUCAGCUCGAUAAGCUCGAUCUAUCUAUCCCUAUGGCGUCGCCGCCGUCGCCCGUCCAAGUCAAACCCUUGCCAUGGUAUGACAGGAAGAAGAAGAUGCUCAUAGGGGAUUGGCAAGAGCAUACAAACACUCACGAACACCAGAGGAAAGACUAUUUCGACCCAUGCAACCACGAAGGGCCUUGCACGUCCAAGAACUGCGGAUGCAUCCAGAACCACAUCAUGUGUGAGCGUUUCUGCCGCUGCACGGCGGCCACUUGCGCCAACAAGUUUACCGGCUGCGCUUGCCAUUCCCAUGGGAAGACGUGUGUCUCGAAGCAGAAGGACAGGCCGUGUAUAUGUGUGCAGCUGAAUCGCGAAUGUGAUCCGGCAUUGUGCGGGAGCUGCGGUGCUUUCGAGAGGGCGAACCCGGCCAACGCAGACAACGACGCUCUCUACGCGACUGGGUGUCAAAACUGCGCGCUUCAACGAGGCAAGUCGAAGUCACUCAUUUUGGGAAAAUCUAAGAUAGCGGGGUACGGGCUCUUCGCAACCGAGGACAUCGCCCAGGACGAGUUCGUCAUCGAAUACGUCGGCGAGCUCAUCAGCCAAGACGAGGGUGUCCGCCGCGAGGCUCGGCGCGGAGAUGUAUUCGAUGAGUCGUCCAAUUCCUCAUACCUCUUCACCCUGCUAGAACAAGAAGGCAUCUGGGUUGAUGCUGCCAUAUACGGGAACCUCAGUCGCUAUAUCAACCACCAGGAGACCAACUGCAACGUUACGCCACGGAUCUUGUACGUAAACGGCGAGUAUCGGAUCAAAUUUACCUCCUUGCGGGACAUCAAGGCGGGAGAGGAGUUAUUCUUCCAUUACGGCGAGAACUUCCCCAAUUUGACUAAGAAGCUAUUGCAAGAAGAGAAGGCCGAGAAGAGGCGCCGCAAGGCGAAAGAGCAGGCCAGCAAAGCGGACCAGAACGGUGGAGAAAGACCGAGGAAGAAACCGGGCCGUAAGCCGGGUAGAAAGCCCGGGCGUAAGCCGGGGCGGAAACCAAAGAAGUCGUUCGCCAAAAUCGACUCGGAGCCGGAGGACGAUGACAAUGUCCUCGAGCCGUCCGAAGAACCAUUCCCUGACGUCGACAUCACAAGGUCGCGCAAGCGUAAACGUGGCGCCGACGGCGGCGACUCUGGCGAAGGAGAGUACCGCCCCGAUGCAACUGACUCCCAAACCGACGUCGUGUUUGAUGUCGGCGACGCCGCUUCUCUCGGCCAGAAGGUUUCGCGCUUCAGAAAGCGACUAGGAGCCCCGAAGGCGAGGAAGAGUUUCCCCAGCGCGGCCACCAGACGACGAAAGGUGAACGGAGACGGGGAUGAGAACGACCCCGAGCCGACACCAAAACGUCGUCGCAGGAAGGCCCGGAAACUCGAGGAGGACGCUUCGAUUGAGGAAAUCGAUGAAGCGCUGAAUUUAGAUAACGAGCCUGUUGUCACGCCAAAACGUCGAGGCAGGAAGCCUAAACAUCUCAAAGAGAGUAACGUCGAAAUCGAAGUAGUCGGACCCUCUAAAGGCGAUGCGGCAGUCUCGGGUGACGGGCCGAGCAAUGCUGCGUCCGCGAGCGUCCCGGGCAUCGCCCAGGAUGGCGUGGCCCUCUUCAGACACACGGAGGCCAGGCUUGAGCUCGACUCGGAUUCGGCCGCGUGCGAGGACACGCCCUCUCGCGUGCGAACCCGGCGACAGGCCAAGGAGGUCGUAGCGUCCAGCCCGCUCUCGACCCCGGAUUCCGGCAUCGAGUACCCCGGGGUGGACAUGUCCGACUCGGACAUACGGCCGCGGUCGAGGAGGUCGCGCGCGAGGCCCGGCAGGGGGGCUACCGCGGACCGCAAGCGCAACGGAAGCGGCUGGAGCGACGCCGGCAGGGUUAGGCGCCGCGGCAGCGGCGGCGCCGGAGACGGAGACGGAGACGAGAGCGACGACGACGAUGAUGCCCCCGUCGACCGCACGCGGACGCGACGCAGACCCGCUCGGUACGACGACUAAACCGAGCACUCUCUCUCUCCCCCUCCUCCUCCUCAUCCUUUUUUCCCCUUUUUUGGCUGCUUCUAAUUUCCCCUGCGUGUCGCUUUCUCGCCCAGUUCCGUAGCCUCCCCUCCGACCCUAGGCUAUCCGAUCCGACCGCGCUCGGCGCCCCCCGACGAUGAGCGGCCGGCGCCCUCCGGAAUCCUCGCCGCUGCCGCUGCCGCUGCCGCCGCAGAUCGGACGAGAGAAUCUGCCGCCGCCGCCGCCGCCGCCCCCCCUGAACGUAUCUAGAGCGCAACAACACUGGGACGGGAG